ACUGUGAAGUGACGAGUGGUGAGUUCCAGAGAGUUGAAACUUGAAACCCCUAAAAAACCCUCUUCCACCUCCUCCAUUUGUAUAUUGCUUCUACUUCAAAUCGCUGCACUCACUCACUCGCCCUAUACAUCAAAUCACGGUCGAAAAAGGAAAACACAGAAGCGAAAACGAUGUCGCUGCGAGUGCUGAACCCUAACGCCGAAGUGCUGAACAAAUCUGCGGCACUUCACAUGAACAUCAAUGCCGCUAAGGGUUUGCAAGAUGUCCUCAAGACCAACCUCGGCCCGAAAGGAACCAUUAAAAUGCUCGUUGGUGGCGCCGGAGAUAUUAAACUCACCAAAGAUGGCAACACUCUCCUCAAAGAGAUGCAAAUCCAGAACCCAACUGCUAUAAUGAUUGCUAGGACGGCGGUUGCUCAGGAUGAUAUUAGUGGAGAUGGCACCACUUCCACUGUCAUCUUCAUUGGUGAACUUAUGAAGCAAUCCGAGCGUUACAUUGAUGAAGGUAUGCAUCCACGUGUGUUGGUUGAUGGUUUUGAGAUUGCUAAAAAAGCAACCCUGCAGUUCCUUGAGAAGUUUAAGACUCCUGUUGUGAUGGGUGAUGAGCCUGACAAAGAGAUUCUCAAGAUGGUAGCAAGAACAACAGUAAGGACAAAGCUUUAUGAGUCACUUGCAGAUAAAUUGACUGAUAUAAUUGUGAAUGCGGUUCUGUGCAUUAGGAAGCCUGAGGAAGCAAUUGAUCUUUUUAUGGUGGAGAUCAUGCACAUGCGGCACAAAUUUGAUGUUGACACACGCUUGGUCGAGGGUCUUGUCCUUGAUCAUGGUUCUAGGCAUCCUGAUAUGAAGCGACGUGCAGAGAAUUGCUACAUAUUGACUUGCAACGUGUCUUUGGAGUAUGAAAAAAGCGAGAUAAAUGCAGGCUUUUUCUACUCAAAUGCGGAACAGAGGGAAGCUAUGGUUGCAGCUGAAAGGCGUUCUGUUGAUGAGAGAGUUAAAAAAAUCAUUGAACUGAAAAAUAAGGUUUGUUCCGGUAAUGAUAGCAAUUUUGUUGUGAUCAAUCAAAAAGGAAUUGAUCCCCCAUCACUUGAUAUGCUUGCAAGGGAAGGAAUAAUUGCCCUUCGGAGAGCAAAGAGGAGAAACAUGGAAAGAUUGGUUUUGGCAUGUGGAGGAGAAGCUGUAAACUCUGUAGAUGAUUUGACUCCAGAAUGUUUGGGUUGGGCAGGGUUGGUAUAUGAACACGUUCUUGGUGAAGAGAAAUAUACAUUUGUGGAAAAUGUGAAGAAUCCUUCUUCCUGCACAAUCUUGAUUAAGGGUCCUAAUGACCAUACAAUAGCUCAAAUUAAAGAUGCUGUUCGUGAUGGUUUGAGGGCAGUCAAGAACACCAUUGAAGAUGAAUCUGUUGUUUUGGGUGCUGGUGCAUUUGAAGUUGCUGCUAGGCAAUAUCUGAUUAAUGAAGUUAAGAAAACAGUCCAAGGGCGAGCCCAACUUGGUGUCGAGGCUUUUGCUGAUGCACUUCUUGUUGUGCCAAAGACGCUCGCAGAGAACUCUGGACUUGAUACUCAAGAUGUGAUUAUUGCCCUCACGGGAGAGCACGACAGAGGGAAUGUUGUGGGAUUGAGCCAGAACACUGGAGAACCUAUUGAUCCUCAAAUGGAGGGUAUUUUUGACAACUACUCUGUGAAGCGCCAAAUCAUAAACUCAGGGCCUGUAAUAGCAUCGCAGUUGCUAUUGGUGGAUGAAGUAAUUCGUGCUGGACGGAACAUGCGGAAGCCAACUUAGAUUUCUUUCUCACCUGAAGCUUCUCUUUCGAAUUUGGUUGUUAUUUUCCUGAGGUGACAACAGCUAUCGCUCGGAUUGUUUUGACUCCUUCCGCCCCAAUUUUAACUUGAACCUAUAUUUUGUUUUGAUUUGGUUGUCUUUUUUUUUCCUAAGAUUUUGUAAAAUAUAAGAUUCUAUUGUGACUAAAUCUAAAUGUUGGAUCUCUUAAAAUCUGUAAGCAUAGUUUUUUACUUUA
Arachis duranensis is the source of this 2013-nucleotide messenger RNA. Its product is annotated as T-complex protein 1 subunit zeta 1. Gene Ontology annotation, biological process: protein folding. Gene Ontology annotation, cellular component: chaperonin-containing T-complex. The transcript is spliced from 15 exons. Lineage: Eukaryota; Viridiplantae; Streptophyta; Magnoliopsida; Fabales; Fabaceae. The coding region runs from base 171 to 1778 and encodes 535 amino acids. Gene Ontology annotation, molecular function: ATP binding; ATP hydrolysis activity; ATP-dependent protein folding chaperone. The record is from RefSeq and is a predicted model, not a curated record.